GAGUUGAUAACCAGAUUGAUUUAAGUUUGUAUGUUAACGAUGACUAUUGUUUUAUAUUAUUCAUGAACACCGGAACUAAAUGUUUCUUUUAUUUCUACAGAAUAUUUUAUAUAUUAACUUCAACAAUACUCUGAUAUAAAAAUGGAUUUUUGUGCAAAAGUGAAAAUGUCACUUUUUGUAUUCAUCACAUUGAGCACUUUCGCUGAUUCAACGCAAUUCGGAUUACCUCAAAGAAUGUUGGAAUUCCACAGUAAAGUUUUGAGUCAAAUUCAAAGUCACUCUGCAUCAACGAGUUCAGCCGAAAGCAAAUCGGAAAGCACCAGCUACAUGAUGUCUCUUUAUCGGGAGAAAAACGGAAAAUCAGCGGAAGAAGAAUUUGCCGUUUCCGCCCGUUCUGCAUUUACUCGCCGAAACCGUCGGAAACAAAACAAAAUGAACGGCAAAGAGCGAGUCGCUUUAAAAAGAUCAGACACCGUCAGAAGUUUCAACGUUAUUGAAUCAACGCAAGAAAAUUCAAAAUGGAUCCUGACCUUCGACCUCUCCAAUGUUUUACCAAACGAACGAAUUCGAUAUUCUGAAAUUCAAAUCAAUGCUCCCAACUUCAUUCUUGAAAUUGACACUAUCGUUAUAAAAGCUCGUUUUGUUUCAAAAACUGUGAAAACAACAGAACUAGGAAAAAUUUCACACACCACUAAAAGAAUUCCUUCAGAUGGAAAAAUUAACUUGGAAGUAACAAACUUAAUUCGUCACUGGUACAAAACCGAAUUCAUGAACCGAAAUUCAGAGACAGAAUCUGUUGAAAGGCUUCAAGAAUCAAAACUUUCAAACGAAGAUGUUACAUUGAUUGUGUUUUCAAAUAACAAGAAUUACGGAUUAAUCGAUGCAGCCCACGAACGACAAGAACGUCACCGUCGCGAUUCUGCUGUACCAGCUACCGCUCAUUAUCGUCAACACGAUCGCCAAAGAAGACGUAAAGAUAAGAAUAGAAGACGUAACAAGACCGAAUACGAAUCUAAUCACGAUGAACGGUCCAACGAUGUUGAAAUGAAUAAAGAGAAUGAAAUUGAAGAUGAAAAAAUCAGCCCAAGAACUGUCAACCAACAACAUCACUAUUCUGCACCUUCUCAUUGUCGCAAAGUUCCAUUCGAAGUCGAUUUUGAUAAGAUUGGGUGGGGUGAAUGGAUCAUCUACCCUAAACGUUACCAAGCUUUCAGAUGCGAAGGAAUGUGCAACUUCUCUACCAUGCAAAAUAUGAAAACAACCAAUCAUGCUUACGUUCAAUCAAUUCAUGCUCUAACAAGACCAGAUCUUGGAAUUCCAACUCCAUGUUGUGUGCCAACCAAAUUGAAACCACUCAGCCUCCUGUAUUUUGAAAACGGAGAAGUUGUACAAAGAGAUCAUGAAGAUAUGAUCGUUGAAGAAUGCGGUUGUAGAUGAAAUGCGAUAUUGAACUUAUUAGACAUAUAUUUUAUUUUUUAUAUUUUGUACAAUGCUUUAUAGAUUAAGUUUCAUAUUUUAUAAUAUUUAUAUUCGCCCUUCGCCGCCUAUGCUCCGUUUGUAAAUAAUGUUCUUCGAUGUCUUAGAUCUAAUUUAUUUCCAUUUUUCCAGCUGUGAUUUUUUAUACCUAUGUUUUUCAAUUUAUUUUUGUUAUUUGUAUUAUAAUAAGCAGUUGCCACAAAUAAUAGACUGCCAACUUGCUUUCAUUUCAAUUUGAAUGAUAAAAUAUAAUAAAACACUCGCAUGAAUAAAGUAUUGCUGUAUUUAGAUUCCGACCAAUGGAAGCUAGGGUACCCCUGAAGUAUGCGCAGUUCAGGUUGUGCGCCAUCUUGGUGCGCAUACUUCAGGAGGUCCUCAUCGAGUUUGACAGGUCAUUAAUGUAACUGAUCUAAAACAUUCUAUACUAUACUCUAGUUUCGCGUCGAAAUAAGAG
Messenger RNA from Styela clava, 1930 nucleotides. RefSeq names its product nodal homolog 3-A-like. Gene Ontology annotation, cellular component: extracellular region. The record is from RefSeq and is a predicted model, not a curated record. Gene Ontology annotation, molecular function: growth factor activity; cytokine activity. NCBI's taxonomy places the organism in Eukaryota, Metazoa, Chordata, Ascidiacea, Stolidobranchia, Styelidae.